AUUCUGGUACAAAAUCUGAGGGGAGCUUGUUUCCAAUUGUGAAAGGUCAGCUUUCAUUAUGGUUGUUUUAUUCUUCGCUUCAGGAAGUGCAGCAGAAGGAACUUCUUACGAAAGCUAAAAAACAGACAAAUCUUUUGGAUCUGAAAACAUUACGGGCCAAAAAUCCAUCCCCUCCCUUGGUUAGUACCCUCGAUGUGGAGAUGUUGGCCGAGUCAGAUGAUGAAACAAGCUCCCCUCAGCAAUCGAUUAUGGCACAGAAGGACGUCAUUACACACCAGGUUGCUCCCCACCAAGGACCAGAGGAAGGAGACACCAGAGAGAGGGAGGACACUGCUCCAACCACACAACCAAACUGCAAGGGCUGCAAGGUACAGAAAGCAGUUGUCAAACAACUGAAAGAAGAGAUAAACACAUUAAAAAAUAAAAACCCAUUCCCCCUGCGGAGAAAAUAUGAGAGAAGGAAUACUGUACAGACAGAACUUCCAGUUUUUGAAAAAGUCCUUCAGACCUGGCUUAAUCAUAUUGAAGGCGUCACGUAUCGCCAGAACGAGAACGCACGCCAGAGAGUCACACGUGUGCGAUCCUGGUUGGCUUACAUGAGUGAUGGAGGGGUGCCAACCAUGGAUUUUGCUUUCUUAUCAGACCCCAGCAAGCUUAUAAACUGGGCGCACUCUUUGAGGAAUUUUGCUGUAACAACACAAAGAAUAUACAUAAGCGAUGUGAGGUCUUUCCUGAAAUUUCUCCUUGAAGCACGACUGGACACUGUGAGAGCCUCUAAAAAGAAAUUGAAGGGGGCAAUUUUCAGCCUAGACAGGCUUCGGAGGAAACUAACGAGCAGGCUUGUUGUACACAAACAAGCUGUUAAGGCCAAAAAAUCAAAAAACAUUCUGGAUGCAGUACACAUACAGACCUUCCUGGAAAAGGCUAGACGAGCAAUACCGAAUGCUUUAGUCACUCUGGAGCAAAAUCCCCUGCCACAAAACCUUUACCACCUAUUUGGCCUGUUGUCAGGGUUCAUAAUUUGCCUGACAGGGCACCGUAGGGGAGUCUUGUUGGGAAUGGAGGCAGAAGAAGUCCACGCUGCACCUAAAGACAAAAAUGGACGUCGAGUUAUUAUGGUGGCAAAACACAAAACAUCCUCAAAAUAUGGCCAUGCCCUUGUCCCUUUGGAAAAGGAGGAAUAUGUCUGGUUUGCCAGGUUUUUAUAUCAUAGGCACAAAUAUCCCAUGGGCGAGUCCAAAUUGUUUUUUGCAAACACAAAUGGGGGUCCAUUCUCCCGCUUAGCAGGCACUUUCCAGGAGUGCUGGAAGGAGUUUGGGCUGCCAGGAAAACCAACAUUUGGCCUCAUACGAACAAGCAUCAGCACCUAUGUUGGCCGUGAACUGGAUUACAAGCAGAAGGAGCAGGUACGGCGACUCAUGUGUCACAGCACAGCAGUUGCUGAGGUGUUUUAUGAAGCCAACCAAAACCUGACAGAUGCUUUCAAGUCCCGCCGGGCCACGGCAACAGCUGUCCAGAAGCAGACCAACAAUCCUAGGGAAGGAAGGGAGGAAGAUGAGGACAUGCACAGAAGUAAGAAAAGAUGCAUCUCCAAGACACGCAUGAGAAAUUACAAAGGUGACAAGAAAUAUCCCGAAAGUGACAUCAAGGACACCAGUACUGAAGACAGUGAUGACACCACAGAAAAAACAGAGGAGGAGGAUGAGGACAGAAUAAGGAGGAAGGCUGCUGGCAAGACAGAUGACAAACAUGAUAAAUAUCCCAAAAGAAACCUCAAAGACACCAGUACUGAAGACAGUGAUGACACCACAGAAGAAACCGAGGAGGAUGAUGAAGAUGACAGAAUAAGCAGGAAAGUUUCUGGCAAGACAGAUGACAAACGUGACAAGAAAUAUCCUAAAAGAGAGACCAAAAGCACCAGUGUUGACAGCAGUGAUGACACCACAGAAGAAACGGAGGAGGAGGAUGAUGAGGACAGAAUAAGCAGGAAAGUUUCUGGCAAGACAGAUGACAAACGUGACGAGAAAUAUCCUAAAAGAGAGACCGAAGGCACCAGUGUUGACAGCAGUGAUGACACCACAGAAGAAACAGAGGAGGAGGAUGAUGAGGACAGAAUAAGCAGGAAAGUUUCUGGCAAGACACGCAAGACAGAUGACAAACGUGACAAGAAAUAUCCUAAAAGAAAGACCGAAGGCACCAGUGAUGACACCACAGAAGAAACAGAGGAGGAGGAUGAUGAGGACAGAAUAAGCAGGAAAGUUUCUGGCAAGACAGAUGACAAACGUGACAAGAAAUAUCCUAAAAGAGAGACCAAAAGCACCAGUGUUGACAGCAGUGAUGACACCACAGAAGAAACAGAGGAGGAGGAUGAUGAGGACAGAAUAAGCAGGAAAGUUUCUGGCAAGACACGCAAGACAGAUGACAAACGUGACAAGAAAUAUCCUAAAAGAAAGACCGAAGGCACCAGUGAUGACACCACAGAAGAAACAGAGGACAGGAUAAGGAGGAAAGGUGCUGGCAAGACACGCAAGACAGAUGAAAACAGCAACAAAGAAAUAGUUGUGAUACUGGACAGUAACGAAGAAGACCAGACACAAGACAAAGACAAGAAGGAUGAACAAAACGACAAAGAUACCUCAAGUAUUCGAAAGGAUGACGCAGGACGUAGUACAGAUUCAUUCCCGCGUUCAUUAAUUUUCCAUUCCACUAAUCCUCCGCCGAGUCACAGGAGAACCAGGAGCAUAUCCCAGCGAGCUCGAGGCAAAAGGCUGGGGACAGCCUGGAAGGGGUGCCAACCCAUCACAGGGCGCAAUCGCCGACCCACUCGCACACCCCUUCACACACUACAGAAGAUUGGGAAAUGUGGGAGAGGAAACCAGAGUCAUAAAGACAAUGACAAAGAUGAACAACACACUGAUGCAGACAUGCCAGGUGAAGGAAAGGACAAAACCAGGAACAGAACAGACACAGCUGAUGGAGACAAAGAUGAACAGCAACAUGCUGAUGCAGACAUGCCAAGUGAAGGAAAUGAGACGGGGCACAGGAAAGACACAGCUGAUGGAGACAAAGAUGAACAGCAACAUGCUGAUGCAGACAUGCCAAGAGAAGGAAAUGAGACGUGUCUUUCCUGUGCCCCAGCUGAUGGAGACAAAGAUGAACAGCAACAUGCUGAUGCAGACAUGCCAAGUGAAGGAAAUGAGACGGGGCACAGGAAAGACACAGCUGAUGGAGACAAAGAUGAACAGCAGCACAUUGAUGCAGACAUGCCUAGUGAAGGAAAUACUGAGACGGGGCACAGGAAAGACACAGCUGAUGGAGAUGAAGACAAAGAACAUGUCGAUGCAGACAUGCCUAGUGAAGGAAAGGACAAGAUCAAAUUUACAAACGAGACUGAUGGACUUAAUGAAAUGGAUAUGGGAUGCAGCACAGAGAAGAACGACAAUCACAUAAACAUAGACUUGCCAAAAGAUAAGAAUGAGAGAGGAAGUAACAAUCAGACUGAACAACACACACAAGAAGUCACCCAACCAUCCAUACCCCAAAAGCGUAAGAAAACCCUUUUGAAGAAUUCAACCCUCCGCAAAUGUGCCCGAAAAAUUUCCAGUGAUGAAGAGUCACCUGUCAAAGAAAAGUCAUUGGUGUCACCUCGCAGACUCCGGAAGAGGGCAGGUGGAUUAAGCCCAGUUGCUGUAGCCAGGAUGCAUAGAGCACUGAAAAUACUUGCAAGAAAAAGGGGACAAAAAAAUUAGGGCCUAAAAUAAAUUCAUUCAUGUUUCUCAUAAACUCAACAUUACUGAUAAUCAAUAAGAAAUUAAAGAAAAGCAGGGAAAGUUGUUCAGUUGGAUUGUUAUUGAUGCUCAAUGGUCUGUGAUUUUUGUUUUAUUUACAAAUUAGGAAUAUAUUUUUUUUUAACUAAUUCAGGAUAAAAGACUUGAAACUUUUGUUUUAAAGGAAGUGGAAAAUGUUCAUUUUCCUGUUUUAAAAAAAAAAAAAAAAAAAAGUUUAAUUUGUAAUUAAAAAAAUAUACAUAAUGGUUUUGUAUUGGAGAAACAAAAGCAAAAAUAAAUUUUGUAUUAAUAAAUGUGUUGAAAAGAGUAUUGUUCUGGCAUUUGCUACAUUUUAAUAAUUCAAUUUAAAAGUAUUUAGCUGUAAGCACUGCAGAAAUUGUGAUCAUAGAACCUGAUAAGUGAUGGGAGAGGAUUAUCUCUCUUGUUACUGUACCUCACUAACAUACAUAAAUGAUGGGAACAUUUAGUUCUGUGUCUCAUAGAUUAUGAAGUAAUUGAGAGACCAACAGUAAUAUGCUGGUCCAAGUUGUUCAUUUUGUGAACAGUGCAUUAGAUGUUAUAAACUAUUUUAGAAUUAUGAUUUAAAGAUAUCACUCCAUGCUGCACACCCAAUGCUGCACAUG
Messenger RNA from Pangasianodon hypophthalmus (striped catfish), 4411 nucleotides. RefSeq lists its product as uncharacterized. Gene Ontology annotation, molecular function: DNA binding. Bases 201 to 3749 code for a protein of 1182 amino acids. The transcript is spliced from 7 exons. NCBI's taxonomy places the organism in Eukaryota, Metazoa, Chordata, Actinopteri, Siluriformes, Pangasiidae. The record is from RefSeq and is a predicted model, not a curated record.